Messenger RNA from Cydia strobilella, 1355 nucleotides. RefSeq lists its product as uncharacterized. Gene Ontology annotation, biological process: sensory perception of smell; detection of chemical stimulus involved in sensory perception of smell. Gene Ontology annotation, molecular function: odorant binding; olfactory receptor activity. The record is from RefSeq and is a predicted model, not a curated record. Lineage: Eukaryota; Metazoa; Arthropoda; Insecta; Lepidoptera; Tortricidae. The transcript has 8 exons. The coding region runs from base 47 to 1309 and encodes 420 amino acids. Gene Ontology annotation, cellular component: plasma membrane.
UCUUUUAGCACUUUCUCCUUGUUGCUGAUGUGCACCAGUCGCAACCAUGCUAGAAAAACUAAAACGACUAUAUAAUAAAGAUGACUUUGACUAUUCCACUGGGCAGGUUGACCCAUACAAGUUUCAUCCUACUUUUUAUUUUAUUCUGAAAGCGUUUACAGUAAUUGACGAACCCAUACCGAAGUGGAGCUACGUUUCUCUUGCUGUAAAUGUAUUCGACGCAACAGUCGCUGUGUUUUUUGCUGCUGUCUCAACUUUUCACGGCAUUUUGUUACUCGAUAUAUCACACUCAACCGAGGCCGGUGUGUACUGUAUCGUUCUGAUAUACAAGUUCCUGAUUCUCACCUGCACCCAACUUGAUAAGGCACACUAUCAUUGUUUCUUGCGGGUUCUGCGAGAGGAUUUUCGAUUUGUGUGUGCUGAAGGAGCUAAGUACAGGGAGAGAUUCUUCGAAAAUCAAUUGGAAACAUGGAAAGUGUGUAUCUGCUCUGUGAUAUUCACGUUUGGCAUUGCAGUUGGCAUGGCUUCAUUCGCUCUGGUGUCCCUCCUGUUCUACCUAACAACGAGAACUGCUAGCGACGGCAGUCAGCGACCUCUGCUAGUUCCCUUUUGGUUUUGGGACCUAGACUUUGGAAAAACGCCUACUUAUGAAAUAGCCUUAAACUUUUCGAAUUUUUGCUUUAUAACUUAUGCAUACAACUAUGUUUUUAUGAUACAAACUCAAGUUGUGUGGGUAAGACAAAUCGCAACAAAAGCCGAUUUAGUAAUUUGGGCCAUCCAAGAUCUUUUGCAGGACAUCCACCCGGCUACCAACGAAGAAGAAAAAGUGCACUACGCAGAGUUAAUUAAAUACAGAAUGAGAGAAAUAGUCUCUCAACAUCACUCCAUGUACACUUUGAUGGAGGCUUACGCUGGAGUUUAUAAAAAAUUAUUAAUGUUUGAACAAAAACUUUGUGGCCCUGUGGUUUGCUUGACAGCCUACUGUACCGCCGAGAAAUUGGACGAGGGGGAAUUUAAUGCUAUACUAGUAUUGCUUUGUAUCGCAACAGUCACGUUAGUGUACAUCCCGUGUCAUUUGUGCACCUUUCUGGGAUUAAGGGUGAGAUCAGUAAAUGAUGCUUGCUGGAAUAUUUCGUUUUGGAACGCGGGUCGUGAGAUACGGCCAUACUUGGUUCUUAUCAUGCAGCGAUCAUUGCGCCCGCUCCCGCUUCAAGCCCCUGGCUUUGAAGAAAUAUCUAUACAAACAUUUUCAACAAAAAUGGCUAAUGCUUAUUCAUUAUUCAACAUGCUGCGGCAGACCAGUAUAUAGAACUUUCUCGGUUCCUAAUUGAGGACACAUAGCGUAGUGUUUACAC